UUAUACUCGCCAUAGCGUGUAGUACUUUCAUGUUGACGUUUUGUGCGUCACCCGGAAGCAGAAGAGGUUUGCCAUCUUGACACUGGUAGCGAGCUUCUAACCACGUUACAAAACGCAAACAUGUAGGAUUGUGUAAGUGUUCACAGCUUACAUCCGCAGAGGGCUAUUAUGACAACAUACAAGGCUAUUUUUUUCUGUCGAAACCACUGAUCUGUUAAAGUCCGUACUCGAAGAGCGCAGUCGUACGGUUCCAGGGUAAGAUGGCUGCCAUAGCUUUAAUUCAAGGCGCCAGCAGAGGAAUUGGGCUUGAGUUUUGCAGACAUCUCUUAUUGAAAAAAAGCCAAAUUACAGUAGUUGCAACAUGCAGAUAUCCAGAAAAUGCCUCGGACCUUAUGAGUUUAGCCGCGCAGAACUCUGCAAGGAUAACAGUGUUCAAAAUGGAUGUGAAUCGAGAAGGUGACAUAAAGGACACUGCUGCAAUCGUGGAAAGGACAUUUGGAAAAGUCGACUUGGUUAUAAAUUCUUCAGCGAUGCUCCAUCCAUCCGGAAAAGGUGAAACAAGCCUCAAGGAUGUGUCAGCACAGGAAAUUAUUUCCACUCUGACAACAAACACCGUGGGUCCUUUGGUGAUGGCGAAGUAUUUUGCCCCGUUGUUGCUGAAAGGAAGUGGUGGGUUUGGCCAGCAACCUCCCGAGAAAGCCAAGCAACACAGUGGAAUCAUAGUGAACAUGACAGCGAAAGUUGGAUCAAUAGGUGAUAACGCUCUAGGAGGCUGGUACAGCUACCGGAUGUCAAAAGCAGCAUUGAACAUGGCUACCAGAAAUCUGUCCAUUGAACUGGGAAGAGGCAGACCCAAGGUGGUGUGUGUGUCACUCCAUCCAGGAACAGUCAAUACAGAUCUGUCCAGACCUUAUCACAGAAACAUUCCCAAGGACAAGCUCUUCAGCACAGAAUAUUGUGUUCAGUGUCUUAUGAAAAUAAUAGACAACCUCAGCAUGGAGAAAACCGGAAAGGCCUUUGCUUGGGAUGGCUCUGAGUUACCAUGGUAACACAUUCCUUGAGCAGCGUAUUCUCACUAGUGCUGUCAUGUCUUCAUGGACAUACCUGUCUAAACAUAGCUGUUUAUUCCUCCUGGAUAAAUGUGCAGCAUUUUGAGUGCAAUAUGAAUAUAAUGCAUAUUAAUACACAUUGAAAGCAAAGUGCAUUGAAUGAUCUGUGAAUGUAAUGCAUUAUAGUCAAUACUCCAGUUAGGAAACUGGUCUCCUCACCAAUGUAAACUAAAUGUUUGGGGUUUACUGAAAUGAAAUGUAAGAGAAAUAUAGAUUUUAUUCAGUGCAUCAGCCACUCAGUUCAGUUAUUACAAAGAUGAUAGAUAAAUGCUGUAGAAAGAAAUCCCUGUAAAUACCUGAAGCAAAUAUGUUUUACAACUUGAAACACAACAGUGUGGUGUGCUAUGUUAUUUGCAUAUGUGAAUGAAUUCUUUAUUUUAAAUAGCAAAAAUGUGUGUUUUAGCAGAAAAAAUACAAGCCACCAUUGCCACAGAUAGGAUGUCUUAAAGCUCAUGCAUUUUUUCUAUAGUUAAAUGUCAUUACUAAGGAAUAAUUAGUAACCUUUUCCUUAAGACCACUAUUUACCUGCAGAGAAGAUUGUCUUUAAGUAAUUUAACUGCUUAUUUACAGUUAGAAACCACUAUUAUAAGCCUUUACAAAGUGAUGCUCAUAGGAUGAGAGGCCUAGGAUGGUGCUCGAUGACCUCUUACAAACUGUUUGUGCUUUUAUAGCGAUGGUUACCUGAUUAAUGCAUAUGUCUGUCAACAAAACUGAGGAAAAAAUCACAAAUCUUACCAAAUGUACUAUGAAAGUCAGUGAAGGUGUGUUUGUCUGCAGUAAUGGCAUCCAUAGCAAUACGCUGGAAACAUUGAAAAGGCACUGAGGUUUGCCAGGUACAUUAAACAGACUACCUACAGGCUUAUUCAAAUAAUCUAGGGGAACUACCAAAGCUUACAAGGUUACUAACUACACAUUGAUUAAGUGUACCCCCAGACAAUGACAUAGCAGUGUUGAUUGAAUGGUGCACACUGAUACAGUAGAUCUUGACUGAUGGAGAGCAGAACUGCAGGA
Molecule: messenger RNA, 2120 nt
Organism: Megalops cyprinoides (Indo-Pacific tarpon)
Lineage: Eukaryota; Metazoa; Chordata; Actinopteri; Elopiformes; Megalopidae
Exons: 3
Coding region: 261-1049 (262 amino acids)
Source: RefSeq, a predicted model, not a curated record